Messenger RNA from Castor canadensis (American beaver), 1098 nucleotides. The record is from RefSeq and is a predicted model, not a curated record. Lineage: Eukaryota; Metazoa; Chordata; Mammalia; Rodentia; Castoridae.
AUGCGGUGGUCUUUGGAACUCAGCCCGGAGGGGCGGGAAGAUCCUCCCUCCGGCAGAUGUGACAGAGAACCCGCGAGGGUCUCUCUGGUGGAGGGGGGAAUCGGGCAGGAUGAAGCCACGGGGAUCUGCACGCAGCCUCUCCCCCCACUACCCACCCGGGGGCCGGGAGCUCCUCCCAGCCUCAUCGGGAGGGGUGGGGGUCCCCGGGGACGCGCGGCCGAGGUGCAGCGCACGGAACAAAGACCCAGAGGGGUCCUGGAGAGCGCGGCUCCCCGGGGGCGGGUCCCCUCCCCCUGCUCCUCAGCUCCUCCCAUCGUCCCCUUCCUCCCCCAGAGGCCCGGCCAGCAUGCAGCCCAAGCUGCGCCAACUUCGCCAACGGUUCCCAAGUUGCCGGGCGCGCAGGGGUGGAAGCUGGGUGGGGAAUCCGCCGCCGCCGCCGCGGGCCGCUCGCCGGCGCGGCGGGAGCGGGGAGGGCGCAGGCAGAACCGUUCGCUCGCUCACUCGCUGCGCAGGACGGCGCCCGCCUGGCGCCGCUUCCUGCCCGGGGAGCUGAGCGGCGGGGCCGCGCCUCCCUCCCUCCUCCCUGGAUCCCUCGCUCGCUCCUUCGAUCUUUUGCUUGCUCCCUCCGUGCAGCCCCAGGGAGAGCGCAGGGACGGUGGCUCGGGAGUCGGGGCCGCUUCUGCCGGGAUCUUCCGAGGGGAGGGCGAAGUCGCGAGCGGAUGCUGCCCGCGCUGGACGACAGGCGGUCGGGGAGAAUCGGAUCAGCCCGCGCCGGAGGAGGCUCGGCCGCCGGGGGUAAGUGGCCGGGAGGAGAGGCCGCCCCGCCGUGCGCCCCCGCCCUCCGCGUCCCCGCGCGCGCGCCAAACUUUGGAAGAAGAAGGGGGCAAGCGGAGGGCAGGAGAGGGAGUUCUGGCUCGGGGUAAACCCCACGCACCCCGAUUCACCUCUGCCGGUACACACACCUCGCCACCGCGCAAGCCACAGACAGCGCGUGCAGAUCGUAGCACACGCCGCACGCACUGCCUGGCACACGCCGCGAGCCGGAGAGAGCGGCCGUGGGCUAUUAAACUAGGACUUAUCUUUGUGCCCCUCAAUUAA